This is a messenger RNA of Rhopilema esculentum, 654 nucleotides long. The record is from RefSeq and is a predicted model, not a curated record. Lineage: Eukaryota; Metazoa; Cnidaria; Scyphozoa; Rhizostomeae; Rhizostomatidae.
AUGUCAAAUUAUCUCCCCAUCUCUGAGCCACAGCUGAAGGAAAUACAGCGAGAAACAAAAUGUGACAGCACUUUACAAGCACUGAAAGAAAUAAUUUUGAAUGGGUGGCCAGAAAGAAAAGGGACCCUUCCUCGAUGUAUUCAUCCAUACUUCUCAAUCAGAGACGAGCUAGCAACACAGGAUGACGUAAUUUUCAAGGGUCAGAGAGCAGUUGUUCCAGAAACACUGCGCAAAAAGAUCCGGGAUAAACUGCAUGUAACACACACAGGAAUACAGAGCUGCCUCAGAAGAGCCAGAGAAGUAGUUUACUGGCCUGGCAUGAACAAAGAUCUUAUCGACUUCAUCUCGAAAUGUGAAAUCUGUAACACAUUUCAAAACAACCAGACCAGAGAGUCCCUUAUUCCUCGUGAAAUCCCAAGCCGCCCCUGGCAAAUAAUUGCUGCUGACAUUUUCACAGUCAACAACAAAGACUUCCUCUGUACUGUGGAUUGCUACUUCAACUACUUUGAGAUAGAUCGUCUAUUUUACAAAACUGCUGGGGAAAUUAAGAAGAAGCUCAAGCGACACUUCUCUACUCAUGGGAUACCAGAUACGCUCAUGAGUGAAAACGUACCUUUCUCCUCUAAAGAAUUUCAGGAUUUUGCCAAGGAAUAG